CUCCCCAUCCUGCAGGAUCGGAGACACGGAGUCGAGCAGCCCCAGCCUUCGCAAAAAAUCAUGUCCAGCAGCGCGGAGGAGCACACCGGCCCUAUCCCGCUGGCCAUCAUCCGGGCGGUGCAAGAGGGGGACAAGGAUUUGGUGGAACAAUGGCUCGUGGACACAGAGGCAGCCUAUGUGAACGCCACCCUUCCAGAAAUGCUUCAGGUGGGAAGAUGGCCCCUGGAAGGCGGAACGGUCACCCUUCUCACGCUGUGCAUAGUUUGUAAUGGCGCCUAUACGGGCCGGCGGGAAAUGCCCCAUUGGGGCCAUGAGUUGCAAAUGAUCGCCAUUGCGGACUAUGACUUCCAAAUGCUCGCCAUAGCACGGAUGCUAUUGGAGCACGGCGCCGACGCCAACCUCGACGACGGCCAUGGCGUGUGCCCGCUAGAAUAUGCCUCGCAGCAUGUGUUUCGGAAUGCGCUACCAUGGUUUGACUUACUCCUCGAAUUUGGGGCCAAUCCUAAUGUGACGGUCCGAGCGCGUGCGAGCCCCUCCUUUGAUACCACGCUGCUGGGAAAGAUCAUCUCUAAUGGCGGUUUACGGAUGGGGAGGGCACCGGGACAGGGGAGGGCACCGGGACAGAUCCUAGGGCUUGCGCGUGCCCUGUUGCGGGCGGGCGCCAGGGCGGACUCUCCUCACAACGACGGAACAAAUCCCACGUGGGUUCUCGAACAGCGGAGACGGGGUCUCGAAAAGUGGCGGCGGAGACGGGAUCUCCACUGGAAACGAAGCGUCCAGCGUGGGAGAUCUCACGACCUCGACCCUCAUUUCAUUGAGUUAUCAAAUAUGAUCACUGGCGUGGCGGCGGCAGGAAGCUUCAAGAAGUGGCUCCUACGCGCACACAUAGACGUUCUGAUCCUGCGGACACAGAUCCAACGCGGCCGCGCUGCGCUCCCACCGCGACGGCGGAGGCCGCGCGGCCGCGAUGCGAAGCAGCGGAACGCCCUCGCGUUUGUGCUUAGGCAGGGCGACAACGGCGUGGUGUGGAAUAUUCUCUCGUUCUGGCGAGACGCUGGGUAACUACCUAGAGUGUACGUCGCGCAGUAGUAUAGGG
Molecule: messenger RNA, 1096 nt
Organism: Pelagomonas calceolata
Lineage: Eukaryota; Pelagophyceae; Pelagomonadales; Pelagomonadaceae
Source: the annotation of a GenBank genome assembly